This is a messenger RNA of Tupaia belangeri chinensis (Chinese tree shrew), 3185 nucleotides long. It is a transcript of the gene SLC12A9, whose product is annotated as solute carrier family 12 member 9. Gene Ontology annotation, cellular component: membrane. Gene Ontology annotation, biological process: cell volume homeostasis; potassium ion homeostasis; chloride ion homeostasis. Gene Ontology annotation, molecular function: potassium:chloride symporter activity. Lineage: Eukaryota; Metazoa; Chordata; Mammalia; Scandentia; Tupaiidae. The record is from RefSeq and is a predicted model, not a curated record.
CUCGGGCCCUGCCUUCCCGGUAGCUGCGGCUGUCUUUUCCGGCCCCCGCACCCCCUCCGCCUGUAGCGGACCCCUCUGGUUCGCGGGGACCACCCCCACGGCCGCCCGCUCCGGCCACCUGAACCACUCGUGGCCCCCUCCGCCUGCACCCAGCCAUGGCCAGCGAGAACUCACCUCUGCUGGCCUACCGGCUCCUGGGGGAGGAGGGGGCUGCCUUCCCUGCCAAUGGGGCUGGGGGAGCUGGUGGGGCGUCUGCCCGGAAGCUCUCCACCUUCUUGGGUGUGGUGGUGCCCACGGUCCUGUCCAUGUUCAGCAUAGUUGUGUUCCUGAGGAUUGGGUUCGUGGUGGGCCACGCUGGGCUGCUGCAGGCCCUGGCCAUGCUCCUGGUUGCCUACUUCAUCCUGGCCCUGACUGUCCUCUCUGUGUGUGCCAUUGCCACCAAUGGAGCUGUGCGUGGGGGUGGAGCCUACUUCAUGAUCAGCCGGACGCUGGGGCCCGAGGUUGGAGGCAGCAUUGGCCUGAUGUUCUACCUGGCUAACGUCUGUGGCUGUGCCGUCUCCCUGCUGGGGCUGGUGGAGGCUGUGCUCGAUGUCUUCGGGGCUGAUACCACAGGUCCCAAUGGGCUCCACAUCUUGCCCCAGGGCUAUGGCUGGAGCCUCCUCUAUGGCUCCCUACUGCUGGGCCUCGUGGGUGGGGUCUGCACGUUGGGAGCCGGCCUCUACGCUCGUGCCUCCUUCCUUACAUUCCUUCUGGUGUCCGGCUCCCUGGCCUCUGUGCUGAUCAGCUUUGUGGCAGUGGGCCCCAGGGACAUCUCCUUGACUCCUCGGCCUGGUCCCAAUGGCUCUUCCUUGCCACCCCGCGUCGGCCACUUCACCGGCUUCAACAGCAGCACAUUCAAAGACAACUUGGGUGGAGAACUGAAGGACCCCAGCCGGGCAAUUCCUCUGGGCACGAUUGUUGCCGUGGCCUUUACCUUCUUCAUCUACAUCCUGCUUUUCUUCCUCUCCAGCUUCACCUGUGACAGGACCCUGCUGCAGGAAGACUAUGGGUUCUUUCGCUCCAUCAGCCUGUGGCCCCCACUGGUGUUGAUUGGCAUCUAUGCCACGUCGCUGUCAGCAUCCAUGAGCUCUCUCAUCGGUGCCUCCCGCAUCCUCCACGCCCUGGCCCAGGACGACCUCUUUGGUGUGAUCUUGGCACCAGCCAAGGUUGUGUCGCGAGGGGGAAACCCUUGGGGGGCUGUUCUGUAUUCUUGGGGCCUAGUACAGCUGGUGCUUCUGGCUGGGAAGCUGAACACACUGGCUGCUGUGGUCACAGUCUUCUACUUGGUGGCCUAUGCUGCAGUGGACCUGUCCUGCUUGAGCCUGGAGUGGGCUUCGGCUCCCAACUUCCGCCCCACCUUCAGCCUGUUCUCCUGGCACACCUGCUUGCUGGGGGUGGCCUCCUGCCUGCUCAUGAUGUUUCUUAUCAGCCCUGGGGCCGCAGGAGGCUCCCUCCUGCUCAUGGGCCUGCUUUCUGCCCUGCUCACCGCACGAGGAGGCCCCAGCAGCUGGGGCUACGUCAGCCAGGCCUUGCUUUUCCAUCAGGUGCGCAAAUACCUGCUACGGUUGGAUGUCCGGAAGGAGCACGUGAAGUUCUGGCGGCCCCAGCUGCUGCUCCUGGUAGGGAACCCCCGGGGUGCCUUGCCUCUGUUGCGAUUGGCCAACCAGCUCAAGAAGGGGGGACUCUACGUCCUGGGCCAUGUCACCCUGGGAGACCUUGAUUCCCUGCCCUCGGACCCCGUGCAGCAGCAGUACGGGGCAUGGCUGAGCCUGGUGGACCGGGCCCAAGUGAAGGCCUUUGUGGACCUCACCCUCUCACCCUCGGUGCGUCAGGGGGCACAGCAUCUGCUGCGAAUCUCAGGCCUUGGUGGCAUGAAGCCCAACACGUUGGUCCUGGGUUUCUACGAUGAUGCUCCACCGCAGGACCAUUUCCUGACAGACCCAGCUUUUUCGGAGCCAGCUGACAACACCAGAGAGGGCGGGUCCCCGGCCCUGAGCACCCUGUUCCCUCCACCCCGGGCUCCUGGAAGCCCCCGGGCUCUCAGCCCCCAGGACUACGUGGCUACUGUGGCAGAUGCCCUCAAGAUGAACAAGAAUGUGGUUUUGGCCCGGGCCUGUGGGGCCUUGCCCCCCGAGCGGCUGACCCGGGGGGCUGGGGGCACCUCUCAACUGCAUCAUGUGGAUGUGUGGCCACUUAACCUGCUGCGGCCUCGAGGUGGGCCCGGCUAUGUGGACAUCUGUGGCCUCUUCCUGCUGCAGAUGGCAACCAUCUUGGGCAUGGUGCCUGCUUGGCACAAUGCCCGGCUUCGGAUUUUCCUGUGCCUGGGGCCUCGGGAGGCCCCCGGGGCUGCCGAGGGGCGACUUCGAGCACUAUUGAGCCAACUAAGGAUCCGGGCCGAAGUGCAAGAGGUGGUGUGGGGUGAGGGGGCUGGUGCUGGGGAACCAGAAGAAGAGGAAGGGGACUUUGUGAAUGGUGGGCUGGGAGAUGCCGAGGCAGAGGCCCUGGCAUGCAGUGCCAAUGCCUUGGUUCGGGCCCAGCAGGGGCGCAGCACAGGAGAAGGGCCUGGUGGGCCUGAGGGUGGGGAUGGCGAGGAGCGGCCCACCACUGCCCUCACCUUCCUCUACCUGCCUCGGCCGCCCGCGGAUCCUGCCCGCUACCCACAGUACUUGGCGCUGUUGGAAACUCUGAGCCACGACCUGGGCCCCACACUGCUCGUUCAUGGCCUCACUCCUGUUACUUGCACUGAUCUCUGAGGCCCGUUCCUGGGGGUGGGUGGAGAGGGCUCAGAUCUGUCGCUCAUACUGAUUAGUGAAUGAUGGGAAGAGAAGCACCGCCUCCUGCCAGUCCUGAGCCUAGUGGGGCUUCCAAGGGGAUCCUGGACUUCAGUGUCUUCCUCUCUCCUUUUGGAGAGGGACCCCAGUGCACUAAUGCAGGGCGGGUGUCCCCACCGUGCAGGGGUGGGAGCGCAAUCCCCCUGCCAGCCUCUCCCUUCACUGGUGCCUUGAUGGGAGGGGCUGGGUCCCCUCUGUGACUCCAGGCUACCUCAGUCUCCCCAUCCUCCACAGACUCACUGGCCCCCUGGGGUGGCGAUGUUUUCGUUUUAUUUUUCUAACUCUGCUGACCGUGAAUAAAAGAUCAAAACACUA